AUGCCUUCGGCUAGGUUGAAAGCCCUACGCGCUACGACAAAAAGAACCGACGUCUCUGUUCAACUACAAGUUGUUCCUCUCGGCCGACAUUUUUUGCACCUCCUUGUUCGUUGUUCGCUCGUCCGACUAGUGCACUAUCGUUCGGCCCUGUUCUCUGUUCAGUUUUCACUCAUCCUCUCUGUUGCUGUUAUAUCAAGCAGCUCUCAUGGUCCGACCAGCUCUCUGUCACAGGAUCAGAGAUAUUUUGCGCCGAGGACAACUCUAGGAUCUCAGCCAGGCCUUAAAAAUAGCAAUGAAGUUAACAUGGACAUAAAUAUGCCCGAUGCAUCCAAUUUGAUGGUGGAGAUGAUGGAAAUGGGGAUGAUGAUCUUCUUGGUUAUGGUCAUGCCGAUCUUGGAUUUGGAGGAGUUAGUGGAAAUUACGAUGAUUCGUUCUAGU
Molecule: messenger RNA, 438 nt
Organism: Striga asiatica
Lineage: Eukaryota; Viridiplantae; Streptophyta; Magnoliopsida; Lamiales; Orobanchaceae
Source: the annotation of a GenBank genome assembly